AUUGAUCGAUAGGUAUUGUAAAUCAAAAAGUAUCAAUGCGAUUUAAAGUUGAACUAGUAAAGAGUUUUCAUUAUCCUCCUUCUAAAUGUUUCAAUAUCUGCAAAGUCGGCGUGUAAAUAUUCAACUUUUGCAAGAGUAUGCCUGGAGAGAAAUUGCUGAUCUCUUAGAACAGACUGCAGGCACGAAAGUAGUGGUUUUAGAUGAGGAAAUUCUAGGUCCCAUUGGCCUAGUAGCUCCUCCUUCCCUUUUUUCCGAGCGAAAUGUUAUCUUACUUAAACUACAAGCGGAUUCAAAACUACCUCACGACGUAUUGAAUGUGAUAUACAUUGUUCGGACUCAGACCAAGUUAAUGGAUAUAAUUGCUGAGCAAGUGAAGAAAAAUUCUGUCAAAAAAUGUCAAUAUCAAAUAUAUUUUGUGCCUCGUCGCUCCUGCUUGUGUAUUAAACAGUUAGAAAAUUUAAAGGUCUAUGAUAGUAUCAGCCAAAUCAAAGAGUUAAACUGGAAUUUCUUUCCAAUUGAUAAGGACAUUGUUUCAAUGGAAAUACCUAUUUCUUUUCGAGAUGUGGCUGUGAAUGGUGAUCCGACGAUGUUAUAUCAAGCUGCGGUGGGACUAGUGCAACUACAACGAUUAUAUGGACGCAUUCCAAAAAUAUAUGGAAAAGGCAACAAUGCGCAAAGAGUUUGGGAACAUGCAAAGCAAUUAGGUACAGAGGAAAAAGUUUUGAAUAGUGAUAAAGGUUUAAUAGAUCAAGUUAUUUUACUUGAUCGCUCAAUAGACAUAAUAAGUGCUGUUGCAACCCAGCUCACAUAUGAGGGUUUAAUAGACGAAAUUUUUGGAAUCAAAAACAAUCAACUUAUAUUACCAGCAGAACUUUUCACUAACAACACAGAAGAUCAAAUCUCAGCUCAAUCCCAACUUGUAGCUGGCAAAAAGACUUUAUUCUUGAACUCUGGAGAUCAACUUUACUCUGAUCUGAGAAAUAAAAAUUUUAAUGAAGUAGGUAAAGUUUUAGCCAAGAAUGCUCGUGAUAUUAGCGCCCAAAUGAAUACAAGUGGACAAGAUUCGUCAGUACAAGAUAUGAAACGGUUUGUCGAUAAAUUGCCGGCGUUGUUAGCACAAAAACAAUCUGUCGCAGUUCAUACUACAAUUGCGGAAAUAAUCCGUAAACAUAUAGAUCAGUAUGAAUUUUCCGAUGAUCUAGCAGCUGAACAAGAGUUUAUGAUGUGUGAAGACACAGACAAAGCCAGUCCGUAUAUUGAGGAUUUAAUUUCGAAAAAAGGUGAUCUUCAGAAAAUUCUACGACUUCUUACUAUGCAAUGUGCUGCCGCUUCAGGAUUCAAAGAAAAGAUUUUAAACUACUAUAAACGUGAGCUGGUGCAAGUAUUUGGUUUAAAUGUAUUACUAAAAAUUAGUAAUUUGGAGAAGGCAAACCUUUUGUAUACUCAAUCAGAAUCACGAUCUUAUGCGGUGCUACGCAAGACACUCAAUUUGACAGUGGAUGAUGUCGUCGAGGUGGAGCCAAAAGAUAUUAGUUACGUUCAUAGUUUUUACGCACCGCUUACAGCUCGUAUUGUCGAACAAACACUCAAACCUUUGGGAUGGCAAGCAUUGAAGAGUCAAAUUAUUAAUUUACCAGGUCCUACUUUUGAAGAUUUUCAAGCACCUUUGAUUGGUGUUGGUGGACGCCACAAUAUAUCUACGCCGAUGGACGGUUCCGCUUUUAACAUUCCUCGUGUAAUUUUAGUUUUCUUUAUAGGAGGCUGCACUUUUGCAGAAAUAGCAGCCCUAAGAUUUUUAUCGCAACAAGAAGAUAAUAAUGUUGAAUUUAUUAUAGCCACAACCAAAAUUAUUAAUAAAAACACAUUCAUAGAUAGUUUAUUAUCUUAAUCAACA
Ceratitis capitata (Mediterranean fruit fly) is the source of this 1894-nucleotide messenger RNA. RefSeq names its product vacuolar protein sorting-associated protein 33A (gene car). The coding region runs from base 86 to 1888 and encodes 600 amino acids. The transcript has 3 exons. NCBI's taxonomy places the organism in Eukaryota, Metazoa, Arthropoda, Insecta, Diptera, Tephritidae. The record is from RefSeq and is a predicted model, not a curated record. Gene Ontology annotation, biological process: intracellular protein transport; vesicle-mediated transport. Gene Ontology annotation, cellular component: CORVET complex; lysosome.